AUGUAGCCUUCUUAGCUAAAGGAAAUAGAAGAAGAAAAAAUUGCGCUAAUUUGUUAUGAUAAAUCAGGGUAUAAUCUAAAUGAUUAGUAAUUAUCUUAUUUAGCUUAAGAAAUAAGAAGAUCAUAGCAAAUUAAUCAGCUGAAACUUAAUCUUAACAAUAAUAAGUUCUCUGAUAAAGGAAUUUAGGGAUUAUUUGAAGAAAUAGGCUUUUUAAGAAACCUUGAAACUCUUGAAUUUUUAUUAUCAGAUAAUUUGAUUACUGGACUGUCAUUGAAAUGGGUAGGAGAAAAUAUAGGAUUGUUAAAUUCUCUAUAAAAAUUAGUUUUGAGUUUUUAGAGAAACAAGAUAGAUAGCUAUUAUUUUAGUUAUUUAAUCAAUGGGAUUUUGAAGUGUAAAAAACUAGAGAUUUUGAUUCUUUAUUUGAAUGAUAUACCUAUACAUGAAGAAGGAAUGAAUAUCUUUGGAGAUGGGAUAGGCAAGCUCCAAAUGGUGUAUUCAAUGUCAUUAAACUUUUGGAACUGUUUAAUAGGAAGCUAAGGCAUUAAAUAAUUAGCUAUAGGAUUAAGUAAAUGUCCUUAAUUGACAGAUCUUACCUUAUAUUUAGACAACAAUAUGAUAUUAGAUGAAGGAGCUGUCAAUCUUGGAUAAUAUAUUUAAAAUUGUUAACUAAUAGUUAAGUUAUCUAUAUACUUAGAAAAAAAUAGUAUUGGAGAUUAAGGAGUUCAAGCGCUCAUGAAUGGAAUAAGCAAACUUAGCUAGCUAGAAAAUUUAAACUUGAGUCUAAGUUUGAAUAAGCUUACUAAAGAUUCAGGAAUAAAUAUUGGAAUAAGUCUAUAGAAAACAAAGCUACUAAAAACUUUAAAUUUAAAUUUAUGGGGAAAUUAUUUACAGAAAGAUGGAAUAGUUGAUUUAGCUUAGUAUUUGGGAACAUGUAAAGAAAUGACACAUCUAAAUAUAAAUUUAGCAGAUAAUGGAGUGAAAGAAAAUAUUAUUAUUCUAGCUUUGGAUAUAACAAAAUUAAAAAAUUAGAAAUUAGUGGUUAAUGGAAAGAACUGA
Molecule: messenger RNA, 1056 nt
Organism: Tetrahymena thermophila SB210
Lineage: Eukaryota; Ciliophora; Oligohymenophorea; Hymenostomatida; Tetrahymenidae
Product: kinase domain protein
Exons: 12
Biological process (GO): nucleocytoplasmic transport; activation of GTPase activity
Cellular component (GO): cytosol; perinuclear region of cytoplasm; nucleus
Molecular function (GO): small GTPase binding; GTPase activator activity
Source: RefSeq, a predicted model, not a curated record